Molecule: messenger RNA, 1388 nt
Organism: Entrophospora candida
Lineage: Eukaryota; Fungi; Glomeromycota; Glomeromycetes; Entrophosporales; Entrophosporaceae
Source: the annotation of a GenBank genome assembly
GUUGAAAAAAAUUCCAGAACAAAAAACGUUAUCAUCAAGGCAAUCAAAAAUAAAUGAAUUUAUUGGAAGACCACUUCGUCCUAAUGAAGAAACAAUUUUCAAUAAAUUAUUGUUAAAAAUGACAAUAUCUAAUGGCUGGUCCUUUCAUUGGACUGAAAAUGAAGAAACUAUAGAAUUUUUUAAAUUUUUAUCACCUUGUGUAAAAUUACCAAGUAGGAAAAAAUUAUCAAAUGAUGUCUUGAAGAAUUUUUCUCAAGAUAUACAACAAGUAAUUGAAACAGCAGCAAAAGAAGACCAACAAGGUGUAACUAUUUCAUUGGAUGGAUGGAAGAAUGUUGCAAAGCAAAAUAUUUUAGAUUUCGUAUUAACAAGAUCAGAUGGUCAAGUAUUAAUUUGGGGAGCUGAAGAUAUAAGCUGUCAAAGGUCACAUACUGAAGCUGUUGUACAAAAAAUAAGUGAAUUUAUAAAUACUACUAGAAUAAAGAAUAUAAAAAUCAAUGGUUUAGUAACUGAUUCUGCAUCAGCUUACAAUGCAGCAAGAAAAAAAUUAAGAAGAAUAUAUAAAGAUAUUAUUUUCCUCCCAUGUUUUGCACACCAGACAAAUCUCUGUAUUGCUGACAUACUUAAAUCAUCAUCUGAAUUCCUUACUACCUCAAGAAAAGCUGAAGUGGUUGUUAGUUAUUUCAAUGCAUCAACUUUUUUUUUAGGUGAAUUACAUGAAGAACAAUUAAAAAUUUAUGGUAAUCAAUAUUCACUAGUAAAACCUGGAAAGACUAGAUGGAACUCAUAUUAUAUGUGUUACAAUUCAAUUUUGAAAAAUAAAAGAGCAUUAAGGGUGGGUAGAAAUGAACUUGGAGAUGUCACAGUUGUCAAUGAUGAUUCUGUUACUAAUCAACAAAAUAAUGUUAUUAUGGCAAAUCGUGUAUUAUCAAUUUUAGAGGAUCCAGAAUUCUGGGGUAAAUUGGCAGAAUUAGAAGCUCUUUUUUAUCCAUAUUAUCUAGCACUUAACACUUUACAAAAAAAUAAAGCAUGUCUGUUUGAAGUUUUACACUGUUUUGGUUAUUUUAUGGAGCAAACUUUAUCUAAUCCUGAUGAUGAUUUCAAAGAUAAUAUGGUUUUAAGAUUGGAGAAAAGAUGGUUUGCCUGGGAGCAGCCACUUCUUUUACUUUCUUUUUAUCUACACCCAUUAUACAAAUUGGAAUUGAUUUCUAGAUCUGAAAAUAUUACUUCAUCUAAACUUUCUCAAUGGAUUUAUUAUUAUUUUGUAAAAUGGUUUGAUGAAGAACCUGACACAAUAGUGCAAGAAUUGUUAGCAUACAAGAAUAUGAAAUAUCCAUUUAAUGAUCCAUUACUUAAAAAAUUGGAAAAUAUUCCUUUAGACUAUUGGA